AUGCCGCCGCGUAAGAGAGUUGUUCGCACUCAGGCCGCUAGUGCUUCUCGAGAGGGUGGAGAUGAGCAUGUGCCGCCACCAGUUCCAUCGAUUGAUCAGGAUGCCCUUAGGCAGAUGGUGCAGGAUGCUGCCAGACAGGCCGCAGAUGAGGCAGUUCAGCAAGCUGUCCAGGAGGCUGCUAGAGUAGCUGAACAUGAAGUGGUUAGGCAGAUGGCUGCAGUUCAGCAGGGUCAGCAGAUUCUGCCAGUUCAGGUGAUGAAACAGAUGAAAUCUGUGGAUUUGGAGACUUUUGGGGGAACAGUAGACCCUGUUCAGGCCUAUAAUUGGAAGCAUAGGCUAGCUACGUGUCUGCAGACUAUCAAUUGUCCGUUGCGCCUUUGCCUUAAUAUCGCAGAGUUGUAUCUAUGUGGGGAUGCAUUAGUAUGGUGGGAUGGAGUGCAAUCGAUGCGUGCUGGCGAUAUGACUUAUGAGGAUUUCCUCAUUGUGUUCGACAAAAAGUAUUUUCCCAGAGAAGCGUUGCACCAGAAGAAGAAUGCUUUUGAGCAUCUGAGGCAGGGUACUAGGAGUGUCAGAGAGUAUGAGCGGGAGUUUUGCCAACUCCGCUUGUUUGCUGGUAGUAAUUUUGAUGCGGAGGACUUGAUCAGGAGGUUCUUAGAUGGGAUGCGAGUUGAUCUCCGCGGCAGGUGCAGUAUGGUUACUUACACCAGCUUGGAGGAUCUGGUAGAGAAAGCUGCUGUGCAGGAAGCAUGUAUUGCAGAGGAGCAGAAGUACUCUAAGGCCCAGCCUAGGAUUGAAAGGACUUCAGAGUCACAGAACAUGACAGGGGAUCAGUCAGGAACACCCAGUUGUGCGCGCUGCCAUCGCUACCAUUUUGGAGACUGCGUCAUGUGUUUUGCAUGUGGGCGGUUAGGCCAUGUGGCCAAGUAUUGUCGAUUUACGAGAGUGGAUGGUACUGGUACCGGACAGGUUACAGCACCAACGACACUAGAAGCGGCUUCAAAGAACUGUUAUGGUUGUUGCCAGCCUGGUCACAUUUUCAGGGAUUGCCCGAGGGGAGGACGUGUAGAGAAUCCAUCACCAGAUAAGCGCCAGACUAUCACACCACGUAUAUUUGCUGCAAGAGGCAACGAGAGAGUUGAGCCGACUGAUGGAUUUGAAUUCGAGGACGAAUUCCUUGUUAGUGGGGAAGAAUUGUAA
This is a messenger RNA of Brassica oleracea var. oleracea, 1197 nucleotides long. RefSeq lists its product as uncharacterized. The record is from RefSeq and is a predicted model, not a curated record. The coding region runs from base 1 to 1197 and encodes 398 amino acids. Lineage: Eukaryota; Viridiplantae; Streptophyta; Magnoliopsida; Brassicales; Brassicaceae. The transcript has 3 exons. Gene Ontology annotation, molecular function: zinc ion binding; nucleic acid binding.